AUGAUUAUGGUUACUGAGGAAGAGAUUAGAUCAAAGAUCAAUAGUAGUAUAUCGAAUGUGUAUAACAUUAUAGUGACGGAUUUGUCGUAUGGAUGCGGUAAAUCGUUUGACGUCGUAGUUGUAAGCGAUGUAUUCGAAGGUAAGAAUAAGAUACAGAGAAGUAGAAUUGUGAACAAUUGUAUACGUGAGGAAAUGACGAGCAUUCAUGCUUUUAGUUGUAAAUGUUACACGGAAAAGGAGUGGUCAAAGAUUGUUGUAUAA
Messenger RNA from Kazachstania africana CBS 2517, 261 nucleotides. It is a transcript of the gene BOL2, whose product is annotated as Bol2p. The transcript has a single exon. Gene Ontology annotation, molecular function: 2 iron, 2 sulfur cluster binding. The record is from RefSeq and is a predicted model, not a curated record. NCBI's taxonomy places the organism in Eukaryota, Fungi, Ascomycota, Saccharomycetes, Saccharomycetales, Saccharomycetaceae. Gene Ontology annotation, cellular component: cytosol; nucleus. Gene Ontology annotation, biological process: intracellular iron ion homeostasis. The coding region runs from base 1 to 261 and encodes 86 amino acids.